AUGGAACAAAUGCUUGCGGCGCUGACUGAAACUGUGACACAACAGCAAAGACAACAACCUUUGCCCCCUCCACCCCCACCGGCACAAGCUGAAGCAGAUGAUAAUAACAUCAUCAACUUGACUCAGAAAUUCAUGAAGAUGAAACCACCAACGUUCUUUGGUGGAAUUAAACCAUUGAAAGCAGAAACAUGGUUGCUCGAAAUGGAAAAACUGUUUGAAGUAUUUCCCUGUACCGAGAUUCAUAAGGUUUUAUUGGCCACCUAUACUCUAAAAGACGAAGCUCAAAGAUGGUGGUUACUGAUUCAGAAUACCAAUGGGAACAUGAUGUGGACUGGAUUUAAUGAGAUCUUUUAUGAAAAGUAUUUUCCUCAAUAUUUUCGGGAUCGAAAAGUGUCUGAAUUCCAAGAACUUAAACAAGGCAGAAUGUCUGUAGCCGAGUACGAGGUAAAGUUCACCGAAUUAGCUAGAUUUGCUCCUCAUAUGGUGGACACAGACUAUAAGAAAGCUUGCAAAUUUGAGGGAGGGUUAAACUUGGACAUAUUUGAUCGAGUUGGGGUACUAAAGUUGCCAACAUACGUGCAAGUUCUUGAUAGAUCUUUAAUGGCGAAAGUCACCCUAGCCCCUAUGAAGCAAAGUAAGGCCCCAACAGCAACAAUUGAUUGGAGAGGAAAAAGGUCUGGGUAUGGUUUCAGAAAAGACCGUUCUCAUGUAAAUAAGAAACAGAAUACGGGAUUUACAAGCAGUUCGAGCCAGAGUAGUGGGUCUAUUCCAGUUUGUCCUGAUUGCGGAAGAAGGCAUAGGGGUGUAUGCUACCGAGCAUCUGAUGCUUGUUUCCAAUGUGGCAAGACGGGUCACAUGGUGAAAGAUUGCCCACUUGGGUCUGAGAACACCAGCCAUCCUAUGAUGAGUUCAGCCGGUAUGGAAACUAUAUCUGUGGUUAAUGAAUUUCCUGAUAUCUUUCCAAAUGAUUUACUCAGAGACUUAAUUGGUAGGGAAAUUGAGUUUACCAUUGAUGUUGUACCCGGGACACAAGCGAUUUCUAAAACCCCAUACUGA
Messenger RNA from Camellia sinensis, 1056 nucleotides. Lineage: Eukaryota; Viridiplantae; Streptophyta; Magnoliopsida; Ericales; Theaceae. The record is from RefSeq and is a predicted model, not a curated record.